GCUGCCGCAGCCCUUUUAGACGAAUUAAUGGGUAGAGAUAGAAAUCUCCAACCAAGUGAUCAGAGGACAGAAACACGUUGGGAUGACAAGGACGUUUGCAAGUAUUAUUUAUGUGGAUUUUGUCCCCACGAACUUUUUGUCAACACCAGAGCUGAUCUUGGUCCAUGUGAUAAAAUCCAUGAUGAUGCCCUGCGUAAAGAAUAUGAGAAAAGCACUCGAUAUCAAAAAUUGAAUUAUGAAGAGGAAUUCUUUCGUUUUCUCACCACCUUGAUAAACGAUGUUGAAAAGAGAAUUCGUCGUGGACAUCAGAGAUUGGCAUUAAAUAAUCAACAGGGAUCAUUAAAUGGCAAUGUGUUUGGUGGAAAAGAAGAUAAAAUAGAAAUGCUGACCGAGAAAAUCAAUGAACUGGUAGAAAAAGCUGAACAACUUGGAUGUGACGGGAAUGUGGAGGAUGCUCAAGGAGUUAUGAAGUUGUGUGACCAGCUGAAAGAAGAAAGGAGACAGUUGGAGGAAAGUGAUGAAGCCAACAAUCCCCAAAUGAAACAAAUGGAAGUGUGUGAAGUUUGUGGUGCAUUCCUUAUUGUUGGUGACAUGAAACAAAGAAUUGAUGAACAUUUACUUGGUAAACAACACAUGGGGUAUGCUAGAGCCAGAGCGACCGUGGAAAAAAUGAAAGAACAGAUGAAGAAAGAUGUUGAUGAAAGAGAGGCCAGAGAAGCCAGACUUCUGAAGGAAAGG
Molecule: messenger RNA, 738 nt
Organism: Lottia gigantea (owl limpet)
Lineage: Eukaryota; Metazoa; Mollusca; Gastropoda; Lottiidae
Exons: 1
Biological process (GO): mRNA splice site recognition
Cellular component (GO): U1 snRNP; U2-type prespliceosome
Molecular function (GO): mRNA binding
Source: RefSeq, a predicted model, not a curated record